Molecule: messenger RNA, 1083 nt
Organism: Acanthosepion pharaonis
Lineage: Eukaryota; Metazoa; Mollusca; Cephalopoda; Sepiida; Sepiidae
Source: the annotation of a GenBank genome assembly
AUGUUGUCAUAUGUGCUUACUGUAAACUGGAACUACGGAAUUGGGAGGAAGGGGAUAACGUUUACACAGAACAUCAGCGUCACAAUCCCAACUGUUCAUUUUUGGCAACACAAUUGGAAAAAAGAAGACAACAUUAAGCAGCGUCAUCAGAAUAAAUCAGCAGAUUGUCCAUUUGUUCAAGAUGAAGUGGAUAAUUUAUCUCGUUAUCAAUCAAAUGUCAUAUUCGAUCGCCCGAAGCAUCCACAAUUUGCCUUGUUGAAUGAUCGUCUAAAAACUUACGUCAAUUGGCCAGCAGACAAAAAGCAAACACCUCAGAUUUUAGCUGAAGCCGGGUUCUAUCAUACUGGUGAAACUGAUACUGUCAUUUGCUACUGUUGUGAUGGUGGAUUAUGUAACUGGGACGAGGAAGAUGAUCCUUGGAUAGAACAUACUCGUUGGUACCCACGUUGUACAUAUGUCCGUCAGAGAAAAGGUGAUCAAUUUGUGAAUUCUGUGAAAAGGAAUGAAUUUUCACUUUCAACUGACAGUAAUCAUGAUGCUGUUGAUGAUGCAAACAAAAUUGCUUCUCCUCCUCUAACACAAGGAUCAACUUUAAAUUCAGAUGUACAAAUUUCAGAAAGAGAUGGAGGUCCAAAAAUUAGCCAAUCUAUUCGAAAGAGUCCAACAGUUCUGGCUGUACUUGAACUGGGAUAUGAGGAAAAUAUUGUAGAAUAUGUUAUCAAGAAGAAAAUUAAAGAAACAGGUUCUGCAUUUGCAAAAGCAUCUUUAUUGUUGGAAGCUGUAGUGAAGCACAUUGAUGAAGCGGGACCUGUUGUUUCGAAAGAUCAACAGGAAGAACUUGAGGAACAACAUGAAGCAUUAGUAAAUCCAGAAAAUCAGCUCAAUAUGGAUGACAAAUUGAGAGAAGAGAAUCGGUUGUUGAAAGAACAGAAAACAUGCAAAAUUUGUUUAGAUAAUGAUUUAAGCAUAGUCUUUUUACCCUGUGGCCAUUUUGUAAGUUGUGCAACAUGUGCACCAUCAUUAAAAAAUUGUCCACUGUGUCGAUCACAGAUUAUGGGCUUAGUCAGAACAUAUAUGUCGUGA